AUGGACCAGCAGAAGCAAGUCGUGAAGUGGCUGAUGCUUUCCAACGAUCAGCUCCUGGCAGUGGUCGAGGAGCAGCGCGCUCUCAUCGAGCAUCUACGCUGGGAGACCCGGCCUAGCGGGCCCAGGAUGGCGCCGCUUUCGCUUGGCGACAUCAGUGAGUCUCAGGAAGCACUGAAGGACUGUUCGAAGACGUGGACCUCCACCUUGCAGCAAAGAGAGGAUGCAUUGCAGCCUGUGGCCUUUGCGGCCAGCCAGGGGCAGCAGGCUUCCUCGCCUGAAGGUGCCCCUGCAAUGUGCUGCAUUUGGCCUCCUUCAGCUCCGCGCUACGUGCUACGCAAGGUGGGGCCUUGGAGGAGCUACCCACAAAGCCGCUGA
Messenger RNA from Symbiodinium necroappetens, 375 nucleotides. NCBI's taxonomy places the organism in Eukaryota, Dinophyceae, Suessiales, Symbiodiniaceae. The record is from the annotation of a GenBank genome assembly.